UAAAAAAUAAAGAAACAUUUUCAUGAACACUUUGAAAAACACUGCAAUAAGUUCUAGAAAUCGGCUAGGGAAGACAAGAAUCAUGCUCAUGGGAUUUAGUCUCAUCUACUUGAAGACAAACUAUUUACUAAUUGAGCUGUAUGUGGCUUAGCAUGUUGUGGAUCCGCCUCCAAAGUGGUUGAAAAUUCAUCUUCUUUAAACAGCCAACAGAGGGUUCUAUUCAACUUCUACAUUACCCUUUGCCAAUCAUUUCAGGGGGCCACAUUGUUAUCAUCCUGCUCCUCCCAAUGCGGUCACAAAACCACGAUCGAGGUCUCCUACUUCCAGGACUUGCAACCUCAAUCCAACAAACCAAGCCAUAAAUGGAACGGUUGGGUUGCCUCAUUCAUUAACAUCCCCACCAUUCAAAUUCACAUCUUCCUUUUCAGAGUUACAGUAAGACAUGGAGGUUUCAAGGUCGGUUACUAUGAUUGUGCAACCAGACAGCAAAACCUUUGAUGGUUCGAUUCCGAAGGCAUAUGCAGGUCUGUUACUGAAAAGUUGAUUAAGAACACAUAAAAACAUGAGAAAGAUCCGAUUAAUUAGUGUCUUUUAGAAAGCGAAUAUCCUACUUCGGUUUUGUUUAUAUCAAGGUAAAAGCUAAUGAAACAUCAAGAUCCUGACAAACCCGAGGUAGUAUGCCAUUCAUAUUAAAUUAAUCACAGGAAUGCCGACUGUUGGGUUGAUGAAUAAUAAUGUUUUAUGACCCCAAUGAACUUGAAUUCAACAGCUGGAGUUGAUUUGUAGAUGGCCCAGAAGAAGUUAUGAGGAAUAUACUGUAAAAUAGCACUCCAAGACAGCAAUUUCAUACCAGCAUAGACGUAGGGCGGAGUAAACUAUUGCAGCCAACGUCUGACUUAAUGGUUAUACUAUAUAACUCAAGUGAAUUUACUAUGAAAUCCCUUUGGGGGCACCUCUGGUUGGGGCAUUUGGAUGGGGGUGAGGGUAUUGUAGUCAAUGAAUGGUAGGAAAGCCCUGGGAGAGUUGGACAACCGCAACCAGCCACAACCACCUUCAUUGAAACGUUCAGCAACCAAAAUUCAAAACACAGAGGGCAGAAGAAUUUUACUUCCAUUGCAGCCAAAACCAACCAAUUUCUUCCACUCUCUCUGUGAUUCUAUCUUUUCAGAGUUCAUGGGUGUGAAGGGUCAUCCAUGGAUUCUUCCCUCUCUCUUGUGUUUCUCUCUUCUUUGUCUCCCUUGUUUCUCUCAACCAAGUUCUUCACCUGCAAGUUCCAUCCCCAGUUCUCCUAAUAAUUCUCCAAUCUCUCCACAAAUUCCAGGAGCAGCAUCACAUGAAAAAGUUGGUAAGGUAGCUGGAGCAACAGCUGCAAGUGCUGUUGUUGUUGCUGGGGUGUUCUUCUGCUUCAGAAAAUUUGUUGCUCGUCAACGCCAGAGAGAUAAAAAUGAAUCUAGUUUUCGUCGUGAAGAAGCUGAGGUGAUGCAUGAGGAAUUCAAGCAUCGUGGAACUCUGAAAGGAUUGAUUGUUGAUGAUAAUGGAGUGGAGGUCCUCUAUCUGAGGAAACUUGAAGGUGGGCAAUUGAGGAAUAGUUUCUCUAAGGUUUUGAAUAUUCCUAAUGAAGAAGAAAGAGGAAAGAUAGUGGAGAGUAUGGUAGAUAGACCCAGAAAAUCAAAGAGAAUUCAAGAGAUCCCAUUGCUUCAUGAGCCAUCAGAUGUGAUUAUCCUAGAGAAAGAGGCCAAACCAGUUUUGAAAGUUCCAACUCUACAGCCUCAGGUUUCUGUACCAUCUCCUCCUCCACCUCCACCACCACCACCCUCUCAGCCACUUCCACCGCCUCCACAGGUGAUUCCAAUAAAGAAAACUCCCAACCCACAUCCUCCACCACUCCCUCCUAACAAGAAAAUCCCCGGACCGCCUCCUCCUCCACCACCUCCUCCUGAAAAGAAAAUCCCUGGACCACCUCCUCUGCCACCAAUCCCAACAAGGAGGAAGCCUGCAGCACCACCUCCACCACCUAAGGCAGGUGGUUUGGUUUCAGCUUUGAAACCUCCACCUGUACCAAGGGGGAAGAUGAACAGUAAUAACAGGGCAGAGGCAUCAACUGAAGGAAGCUCCAAGGGAACUGAUUUUGGGCAGAUGAAGCUGAAGCCAUUGCACUGGGAUAAGGUCAUAGCUAAUGUUGAUCAUUCAAUUGUGUGGGAUGAGAUCAAUGAUGGAUCCUUCAGGUUUGAUGAUGAACUUAUGGAAUCUCUGUUUGGAUACACUGCGAACCAGAAACCCCCUGAAAUGAAUAACAAGCCAGUGACUUCAAGCAACUCUGCCCUGCCAACCCAAAUUUUCAUCCUGGAACCCCGAAAAUCACAAAACACUGCAAUUGUACUUAGAUCUCUUGCAGUCUCUCGUAGAGAAAUUCUAGAUGCCCUCCUGGAAGGUCAAGGCCUCACCACUGAUACUCUUGAAAAACUGACCAAAAUUUCUCCAACCCAAGAAGAAGAAUCCAAAAUCCUGCAAUUCAAUGGCAACCCAACUAAGCUUGCUGAUGCAGAGUCCUUUCUCUACCACAUCCUGAAAGUUGUUCCUUCGGCGUUCAUGCGCUUCAAUGCAAUGCUUUUCAGAACAAACUACGACCCUGAAAUCCUUCACUUGAAGGAGUCUUUGCAAACACUUGAAUUGGCCUGCAAGGAGCUAAGAAGUCGUGGGCUUUUCUUAAAACUUCUUGAAGCCAUUCUCAAGGCUGGCAAUAGAAUGAAUGCAGGAACCGCCAGAGGAAAUGCCCAAGGCUUCAACCUUAGUGCUCUUCGUAGACUUUCAGAUGUGAAGAGCAUUGAUGGAAAGACUACUUUACUUCACUUUGUCGUGGAACAAGUAGUUCGAUCAGAGGGUAGGCGUUGUGCAAUCAAUCAGAACGAUAGUCUGGACAGAAGUAAUAGUCAAAGAGGCAAAAAGAGUGAUCCAAAUUCAGUAAGUCAGACACCAAAAGAAGAGAAAGAGAAAGAGAAAGAGAAAGAGAAUGAGAAAGAGAAAGAGAACAAAAAAGAGAAAGAGUACCUUAUGCUUGGAUUACCAGUGUUAGGGGGGCUAAGUACUGAAUUCUAUAAUGUAAAGAAAGCUGCAGUCAUAGACCAUGAUAGUUUCAUCAACAUGUGCUCAACUCUCACAGCCCGUGUUGCUGAAAUUCAGCUGCUUGUGGCACGCUGCAGAAAUGGUGAGAAGGGCAGGUUUGUGCAGGAGAUGAAAGGGUUUUUAGAGGAAUGUGAGGAGGAGCUUAAAGUGGUAAGAGUAGAGCAAACAAGGGUAAUGGAGCUUGUGAAGAAAACAACAGAAUAUUACCAAGCGGGAGCUUCUAAAGACAAAGGGGGACAACCUCUUCAGUUGUUUCUCAUUGUGAAGGAUUUUCUUGACAUGGUUGAUCAAGCUUGCCAAGACAUUUACAGGAAACUGCAGAAGAAGAAUGUGACAAAGACUGUAGGAUCAUCCCCACCACUGUCACCAACAAGGCAGGCAGUGAGAUUCACAAACUUGCAGUUACAAUUCAUGUCAGAUAUGUGUAGGACAACAUCUUCCAGCGAUUCAGAGGAUGACUUCUGAAGACGGGUUACAAUUCUGUAUGAACAAUUGGUCAAUGACUAUGGAAGGAUUAAACUAGAAAUUUGCUACAAUUUGAGCCUAAGGUCAGCCACAUGAUUUGUAAAGUAAGUUCUAAAUGAAAGGUAGAUUAAUGACUUAUUGUUUUUGUCUUUGACUAGAAGUGAAAGCUGAAGUCCAAUGAGUGAUCUUGGUGUUAUAGAA
This is a messenger RNA of Vitis riparia (riverbank grape), 3789 nucleotides long. Its product is annotated as formin-like protein 8. Gene Ontology annotation, biological process: actin nucleation; actin cytoskeleton organization. The coding region runs from base 997 to 3588 and encodes 863 amino acids. The transcript is spliced from 2 exons. The record is from RefSeq and is a predicted model, not a curated record. Lineage: Eukaryota; Viridiplantae; Streptophyta; Magnoliopsida; Vitales; Vitaceae. Gene Ontology annotation, molecular function: actin filament binding.